CCUGUAAUCUGAGAACGAGGCUUGAUCCUUGGAUAGUGAGAACGAGGCUUGGUUCCUGGCCGGGUAUGCAGAGUAAUGCGGAGCUUAUCAAUAGAGAAGGAGUGAGUGUGGCUGCGGACAGGGUGCUGAUCCCUGGCUGGAGGAUUACAGGGGAGAUCUGUGAUCGCCGGACACUGAGGAGCCAUCAUAGGAGAACACAGCACUGCUCAUCACAGAAAAAUUAGAAUAUAAAAGGAAGCCUGCGUGCAAGACUGGAAAGCUUCUGAAUGGAAUUCCAGACAUCAGGGAGAAUUGUUGAGGGACAUCUAUUUAUCAAGUGAAGACCUAGAUUGAUGACGGAGUGAUUUUGUUUUUUUCUUCGUAAAUGAGGACUUGAAUUUUAUAUUGUGUUUUACUUACCUCAACCUAAUGAGCUUAUCACACAAUAUCAGGAUGGCCUGAACUUAAUUGUUGCCUUUAACAACCAACAUAUAAUUUCAAUGACGUGAGAUGCUAUAUCUUGGGCAGGAGAUAUCCUUAUUUAAGGAGUAGGUAGGUUGCCUUCAUGUACAGUAUACAAACACGACUUUCAGGAGAAUGCCCAGAAGAGGGUUUUAUCUACAAGGCAAGACCCGUUGGUUACUUGUUGGACUUGCCCUGGUUUUUAGCCUAAUGCUUCUCGCAUAUCUCUUGGAAUGUGCACCAACCCCAGAAGGAAAUGGAUCGCUGCCUGGAAUCGCAGGAGAGAUGUUUAGCAAGGAAUACUACCAGGCUCUUCUUCAGGAACAAGAGGAGCAUUAUAAAAGCCGCGCAACUAGUCUAAAGCGCCAGAUUGCCCAGCUAAAGCAGGAGCUUCAGGAGAUGAGUGAGAAACUACGAUCCGCACAAGAUAAGAAACUUUCCAAUGGUGCCGGACACCAGGGUACCAAAGAGCAACCUUCUAAUGAUCUACUUGAAUUUCUGCACUCACAGAUUGACAAAGCUGAGGUUGUGGUGGGUGCUAAACUUCCUAGCGAGUAUGCUGUUGUUCCCUUUGAGAGUUUUGAUUCUAUGAAGGUUUAUCAGUUGGAGAUGGGUCUGACACGGCACCCUGAGGAGAAACCAAUUAGGAAGGACAGGAGAGAUGAACUGGUCGAAGUUAUAGAAGCUGGCCUGGAGGUCAUUAAUAAUCCAGAUGAGGAUGACGAAGAUCAGGAAAACCGAGGAGGGGAUAAAGUUUUAUUUACAGAAGCUGAUUUUGUAGAAGGAUAUUACCGAACCGAGAGGGACAAGGGCUCCCAUUAUGAGCUAUUCUACAAGAAACCAGAGUCUGGAAGCUACCACCACAUCACUUUAUUCCGACCGUUUGGCCCACUCAUGAAGGUGAAGGUGGAAACACAGGAUGUCUCCAGGACAAUCAUCAAUAUCAUUGUCCCACUGUCUGGCCGAACAGAGACCUUUGCACAGUUUAUACAGAACUACAAGGAUGUUUGUAUUCAGCAAGAUAAGAGGACUUACCUGACUGUGGUCUACUUUGGUGAGGAUGGUCUAUCGGAAGUUCAGGAAAUCCUUAAAACUAUAGAAAAUGAUCAGAAUUUCCAUAAUCACACGUUAAUUCCACUGAAGGAGGAGUUCAGCCGGGGGCGUGGCCUGGAGGUUGGCGCAAGGGCCUGGGACAAGGAGGAUGUUCUGCUUUUCUUCUGUGAUGUUGACAUCUAUUUCACACCAGGCUUUCUAGACACGUGCAGACUAAGCUCAGAACCUGGUAAGAAAGUCUUUUAUCCAGUUGUGUUUAGUCUUUACAAUCCUGCAAUUGUGUAUGCCAAUCUAGAUGUACAACCCUCUGUGGAGCAACAGCUGGUUCAUAAGAAAGACUCCGGCUUCUGGCGUGAUUUUGGAUUUGGCAUGACAUGUCAGUAUAAAUCUGAUUUCUUAUCAAUAGGUGGCUUUGAUUUGGAAGUCAGAGGCUGGGGAGGAGAAGAUGUUCAUUUGUACAGAAAAUACCUCCACGGAGAUUUGAUUGUGGUGCGAACACCAGUGCCAGGCCUGUUUCAUCUGUGGCACGAGAAGCAUUGUGUGGAUGAACUCACUCCAGAGCAGUAUCGCAUGUGCAUCCAAUCGAAGGCCAUGAACGAGGCCUCUCACCCACACCUUGGCAUGUUGGUGUUCCGGGAUGAAAUUGAGGCCCACUUGCGCAAGCAAGCCUUCAGGACAAAUAAUGAGCCAGGGGCAUGAGCCAUCGAGUGCUGUGUGGAACCAUAAAAGCCGAAAAUGAAUAAUCAGCUGGGCCUGAAUAGAAAGAAAAGGCUACAAUAUUACGGAUGCAGGACAUCAUCGCUUAAAAUAAGCCCAGCAUAUCAUUGAUGCUUUUUGUGCCAUACUAUCCAUUGCAAAGGUGUCUGGGUAAUUCUGGACGGGGGUCGGAGAUCUUACAGAGAACUAUGCUUUGUGUGGUUGUUCAGCACAGGAAAUAAUCAGAUUUAAUAAUAAGUUUACGAUAUCAGAUCAGGAUAUCCAUAUCUAGCUGAGAAAUGUUUCCCAUGGCAUAGAUACCACAGCAAAGGGAACACACCGGUACGUCUGGGCCUAGUAAUGUGCCUUACUACUGCAGAGGGGGCGUCCCCUAUGAUCACUGCAGGAAAAGGAGAAUGUGUAAAUAUUCAAUUGUUUGUGCUUUUUUUUUUUUUUUUACUUUUGCUUAAUUUGAUUUGUUUUUGGUCUCCUUUUUUUUUUUUUUUUUUUUUUACUUUGAUUAUCACAAGCAUUCAGAAGGAAUGUCGUAGAACUGUCGAGCACAUCUUUACAUUACGGUUAUGUGAAUCGCUUUCUUGGUGCACGCUGGCAGGUCAGAUGAAGCACAAUUAUUUCUUACAGCACCUCGGCUGCCAGAGGAGAGGGUGACAUGGCAUAGCAAUAAGCUAAUCAGUGACAACUUGGUAUGAAGUAAAUAGUAUGACUGAAACGCAUGAUGUAUCCUGUGCUUCUAGAAGAGGCUUUAUCUGCUCCAUACACUUUUUUUUAUUUUUUUAUCCAGGCAUAUUCAAGCUACCUUUUUCUGUAGAUAAUCUGGUGAAUUCUGAACGUACCUGCUUGUGAUGCUGGAUCCUGCACUGCAAGCUCCGUACUGUCUCCCGCAUAUAGUACCUGCUUGUGAUGCUGGAUCCUGCACUGCAAGCUCCAUACUGUCUCCCAGCAUAUAGUACCUGCUUGUGAUAUUGGAUCCUACACUGCAAGCUCCGUACUGUCUCCAGCAUAUAGUACCUGCUUGUGAUGCUGGAUCCUGCACUGCAAGCUCCGUACUGUCUCCCGCAUAUAGUACCUGCUUGUGAUGCUGGAUCCUGCACUGCAAGCUCCAUACUGUCUCCCAGCAUAUAGUACCUGCUUGUGAUAUUGGAUCCUACACUGCAAGCUCCGUACUGUCUCCAGCAUAUAGUACCUGCUUGUGAUGCUGGAUCCUGCACUGCAAGCUCCGUACUGUCUCCCGCAUAUAGUACCUGCUUGUGAUGCUGGAUCCUGCACUGCAAGCUCCGUACUGUCUCCCGCAUAUAGUACCUGCUUGUGAUGCUGGAUCCUGCACUGCAAGCUCCGUACUGUCUCCCGCAUAUAGUACCUGCUUGUGAUGCUGGAUCCUGCACUGCAAGCUCCGUACUGUCUCCCGCAUAUAGUACCUGCUUGUGAUGCUGGAUCCUGCACUGCAAGCUCCGUACUGUCUCCCGCAUAUAGUACCUGCUUGUGAUGCUGGAUCCUGCACUGCAUGCUCCGUACUGUCUCCCGCAUAUAGUACCUGCUUGUGAUAUUGGAUCCUGCACUGCAAGCUCCGUACUGUCUCCCGCAUAUAGUACCUGCUUGUGAUGCUGGAUCCUGCACUGCAAGCUCCGUACUGUCUCCCGCAUAUAGUACCUGCUUGUGACGCUGGAUCCUGCACUGCAAGCUCCGUACUGUCUCCUGUAUAUAGUACCUGCUUGUGAUGCUGGAUCCUGCACUGCAUGCUCCGUACUGUCUCCCGCAUAUAGUACCUGCUUGUGAUAUUGGAUCCUGCACUGCAAGCUCCGUACUGUCUCCCGCAUAUAGUACCUGCUUGUGAUAUUGGAUCCUGCACUGCAAGCUCCGUACUGUCUCCUGUAUAUAGUACCUGCUUGUGAUAUUGGAUCCUGCACUGCAAGCUCCGUACUGUCUCCCGCAUAUAGUACCUGCUUGUGAUAUUGGAUCCUGCACUGCAAGCUCCGUACUGUCUCCCGCAUAUA
Rana temporaria (common frog) is the source of this 4202-nucleotide messenger RNA. It is a transcript of the gene CSGALNACT2, whose product is annotated as chondroitin sulfate N-acetylgalactosaminyltransferase 2. Gene Ontology annotation, cellular component: Golgi cisterna membrane. The transcript is spliced from 8 exons. NCBI's taxonomy places the organism in Eukaryota, Metazoa, Chordata, Amphibia, Anura, Ranidae. Gene Ontology annotation, molecular function: glucuronosyl-N-acetylgalactosaminyl-proteoglycan 4-beta-N-acetylgalactosaminyltransferase activity. The record is from RefSeq and is a predicted model, not a curated record. The coding region runs from base 577 to 2193 and encodes 538 amino acids.